Messenger RNA from Sinocyclocheilus grahami, 4088 nucleotides. RefSeq names its product zinc finger protein 239. The annotation marks the transcript as partial. Lineage: Eukaryota; Metazoa; Chordata; Actinopteri; Cypriniformes; Cyprinidae. Gene Ontology annotation, molecular function: DNA-binding transcription factor activity; RNA polymerase II cis-regulatory region sequence-specific DNA binding. The record is from RefSeq and is a predicted model, not a curated record. Gene Ontology annotation, biological process: regulation of transcription by RNA polymerase II. The transcript has 5 exons.
CCGGGAGCGGGCUAAUCGUGUCUCGUUCUCUCCUGACAGCUCAGCACCUGCAGCAGCAGACCGGAGAGUGUCUCACGGCUUGUUGCAGCGGAUCGAACCCUAAAAGCCUGUCUCUCUCGGAUCCGGCCCAGACCCACAGUCGUCCCUCGGCGGACCGGCCGUACCACUGCCAGGACUGCGGCAAGUACUUCCGGAUCAACGACAUCAAGCGGCACCAGCGCAUCCACAGCGGAGAGCGGCCCUUCCCCUGCUUCCAGUGCGGCAAGAACUUCCCCACGUCUGGGGACCUGAAGAGACACGAGCGCAUCCACACGGGCGAGCGGCCCUACCACUGCCUGCAGUGCGGCAAGAACUUCUCCGACUCGGGCCACCUCAAGCAGCACGAGAGGAUGCACACGGGCGAGCGGCCCUACCAGUGUCCGCAGUGCUCCAAGUGCUUCUACCGCUCCGGAGACCUCAAGCGGCACCAGCGGAUCCACAGCGGCGAGCGGCCCUACCACUGCAACCAGUGCGACAAGACCUUCUCCGACUCCGGACACCUGCGGGGCCACCAGCGCAUCCACACCGGAGAGAGGCCCCACCGCUGCACACUCUGCGAGAAGAGCUUCUUCAGAUCGGGCGACCUGAAGCGGCACCACAGAACGCACACGGGCGAGCGGCCCUACCAGUGCUUCCAGUGCGGGAAGAGCUUCUCUGAGUCGGGACACCUGAAGGAGCACCGGAGGAUCCACACCGGAGAGAAGCCCUACCACUGCAACCAGUGCGACAAGAGCUUCUCCCGGCUGGAGCGGCUCAAGGGCCACCAGAGCAUCCACACGGGCGAGAGGCCCUUCCACUGCACGCAGUGCGGCAAGAACUUCUUCCGCUCGGGAGAACUGAAGCGGCACCAGAGGAUCCACAGCGGUGAGCCAGCGUGAGCGCCUGGAGAGAGCACAAACACCUGAGAGACGGCAGCCGAUCGCCGAGCUUUCCUGUUCGCUUUCCUGAUAGAAAUCAGCAGUGCUGUGUGUCGUUAUUCAUGUGUUUGUUGUCGUAGACCGUCUGAAGUGCUAGCUCUGAUCUGAUGCUCCUCACACUCUGUAUGUUGUUCAGAAAUAUAUAGUGCAGUGACUCAUUAGAACUGUAUAUUGUACAGGAGCAUAUUAUUACUGUGUGUGCUCACAUUCCAUGUAUUUAAUGAGUCUCCCUCAAACUGUCUGUGGUUAUUUCUUUUAUAUAUAAACUGAACUGUUUUACUGCCCACAUGAGCAGACGCCACUGAAGCGUCUCUGGUUUCUCUCGAUGCUGGUGGUGUUUUACUAGCUGCCGGAAAUCUCGUGUGCGAAACACAGAGUAACACAGUUAUUGUUUCACUGUAACACUAUUAACUCGUGAAAGCGUUACAGAGUAUAGAUGUGCUGUAAUUCAGCAGCUGAUGGUGAUUAAUAUAGUAGACUGUGCUCAUGAAUCACAUUAGAUUUACCUUUUAACUUUUUUUAAUUAGCUCUUUACACUUGUUAUUGUUUUGAAUGGUCUUCUAUUUUUACUUCAUAUAUGUGUGUAUUUAACCACCAGUAGCUCGGAGGGCGUUAAUGCCAUCAAAGGCUGUUUUAUAAGAGCUGUGUGCAGGAUGGAGUUAUAAUCGUUUGGGUUCUUCAUGUGCAUGAAUGUUUUCUUCAUAUGUGUGUGUCAUCAUCUUUAAUAAACACUUCACCUCUAAUUACAGCCGCACACAUGCACAUGCAGUUUAUUGGCCUUCCGCAACAUCUUCUCCAGACUGCAGCAUUCGGUCAUUCAUUAACACUACUGUGCCGUGAGGUGAAGCGACUGAUUAAGGGUUGUUUAAAGCCGAACGGAAGGAGUUUUGUUUUGCGCAUCACACGACAUAUUUUCAUAUCUGUCACAGUAAGUUACUUGCCCCAUUGAGAACGUGAGCUUUCUGCAUAUAUUUCAUGUUUUCGUAUUUAGUAGUAAGCGCUGCAAAGCACUUCCGCUCUUGUGGAAACGGUUCAUUUUACCACAUCCGCGUGCGCUUUACGGCACCGAUCAGUCGGAAGUCCGGUAACCAGGGAGACGCCUGGAUGCACUGCGACCGGCGGGAGACGUUUCCCAGAAUGCCAUGCAGCAGAGUUCAGUCCUCUAGCUGUUGCAGAGGAGGGGAAGCACCUCAUCACCUGCAUCCCUGGAGUCACUAUCGUAACGGCCCAGAACGGCUUCAAGAUCAUCAAGUGGAUUCACAACAAACUCCCGCCGCCCAACACAGAUCCAUGGCUGCAGCGCAGUAAGAGUCCGGUUGGGAACCCACAGCGGAUCCAGUUCAGCCGAGAGAUGGUGGAUCUGAUGAAGAACCAGCAGUCCUGUUUGGUGCCCAUCACAAAGUUCAUUCCAGCAUAUCACCACCAUUUAGCCAAGCAGUGCCGUGUGUCCGACUACGGAUUCUCCAAACUGCUGGAGCUGCUGGAGGCCGUUCCUCACGUGCUGCAGAUCCUGGGUCUAGGUCUCAAACGCUUCACUCAAGACCUGCUGAAGUUUCAGGCCAGUAAACCGGUAGUGAUCGGGGACUUCACGCAGGCGUAUCAUUGGUGUUUCUGUGGUGGAUUAUGGGAUGUGUGAUCUGAUGGACCUGCUUGCCAGACACGACGAUCACAGUCUCUCAGCAGGACGCUGACAUGCUCAUCUCUGUUCCUAAGAGAGGUGAAGCACUGCUGCAGAGGCUUGAACGUUUCCGUGGUUUGUUUGUGUGCUGUAUCACACUUGCAACACGCUGCAUCUCAAGAGUGUAAAACUCACGGCUGGAAUACAUUACACAACUUAUGAACCGAUAUUAAAGCACUAGACAGUACACUCUUUCUGACCUUAUGAAUGUUUACAGACGAGAGCUGUGCAUCAUACGCUAAACAGGCUUUCACAAAAAAAGAGAUGUGUUAAAAUGAAAACAAUGUAUUCUAGAAUCGGCUCCAAAUAUCAAGCGUGUCUGAUAUCGAUCUGCAGUAUGAAGUCUUGUGUCCAUCAUGCACUACGUGAUUUUCUCGGUCAGCUCCGACUGCCCAAAACCUGCAGACUGGCUCUGACUUUUAGUGUCUAGACUGCAGAUGGGAGGGAAUCUGAGCAAAAGGGGUUUGGUGCAUUCCAGCCUUCAGAACAAACCUAACAACGCACGUUGAUGAGCUGUGUGACGCUACCUUUCUUCAUGGUUUCACUGUGGAUCUUGAAGGAAUCAUACAGUAACGAAUGCUAAACAUCCAUGAUUUGUUUCUCUUCAUCCAUCUUUGAGCACUAGUUUGGUCUGAUGAGAUUUCAGUGUGGGCGGGACUAGUCAGCUAACACCACAGAAAUAACCGACAGCUAGAUGUAGAGCAUGUUGCGGUCGUGACUGGUCAGGCCACGGUGUAACUCUGACACACAGGGUCUGUGCUUUCUGAAUGGGUCUGUCUCCCUCAGAGCGGACGGCAGAGGAGCUGGAGCGCAUGCGGCAAUUUGGCAAAGAGGUGGUCGAUCUUCUGAGACAUCAGACUCACUUCCGGAUGCCCUUCAGCAAAUUCAUCCCCACGUAUCACCACCACUUCGGACGCCAGUGCAAGCUCUCCUACUACGGCUUCACCAAACUCAUGGAGCUGUUUGAGGCCAUUUCAGACAUUCUUCUGGUCAGUACACGAGCGCGGAUGUGAAGGUGCUGGAGCGCUCGGCAGCAGUCUCUGACACGCUGUGUUUGUGUCUCAGGUGCUGGAGUGUGGAGAGGAGGAGCGUGUGAAAGCGUUAGCGGCUCAGCUGGUGAAGCUGCUUCGAGCCCAGAGAGACUCCGGCCUAGCUGUCAGUCAGCUGUUGAGUGAAUACAGCAAGACGUUUGUCUACAGCCUCCGCCUGCAGGACUACGACGCCGCCACGCUGCCCGCCCUGCUCAACAAACUCUGCCACGUGGUGAAGGUGAACGUCAUUUCCUUUCAUUGCGCUGAUAAGCCUCCUUAAAAGCUGAAGACAUUAAAGGUGUGGUUGAACUUUCGUGUGUAAUGUUGCUGUUAGAGCAUAAACAACGUCUGCAACGUUACGACACUUAAAGUUCAAUGCAAAGUGCGAUAUUUUCUUUUAAAGAAAUUGCUGUUUAAGGACUA